Molecule: messenger RNA, 1321 nt
Organism: Zymoseptoria tritici IPO323
Lineage: Eukaryota; Fungi; Ascomycota; Dothideomycetes; Mycosphaerellales; Mycosphaerellaceae
Exons: 1
Source: RefSeq, a predicted model, not a curated record
GGUGGACAACGCAGACAAAGCGUCUCUUGUACCACGCACAAAGGACUUCCUACGGCGGAGGAGCUGGUGCAUGCCGUUAUGUAUGAUGCACACCACUCCCUUCAAGGUUCCCUCGAGUCCCUGAUCCAUCAUCGAGAAUCGUGCUGCUGGCCAGCACUCCCAACCCAAGCCAACCCAACCGCCAAAAGACCAACUCAAGCAGCAACCUCAACCAUGUCCGACCCAAACCCAACCUCCUCCACCCCUGAGCCUUGCUCAAACAUCUGCUGUGAGCCAUUCUUCGCCCACUCCGACAAACCCAUAACCACUCCAUCCAGCCUCUCCAACCCCAUCUCCGCCCUCUUCGCCUCAUCCCAAUUCAAUCCGCAAUCAGAUCCCAAACAGGCAGCCCACGCUCCGGCUUUCAACUACGCCGCCAUUGAACCCGCCCUCCGACUCGCUUCCCGCUUCCUCACGCUCGACAGCGUCGUGAAACUCAUCGUCGUCAUGGCCGACGGAGAUUUGCGAGUCGAAGAUGCGAACGGAGUAUUCCAGGCGAGCACCUGGGCGGACGUGGAUGCAUCCCGCGCGGCAGCGAGGAAUCCAGCCGAUCGCUACAGUGUACCCAGUCAUCAUCCCAAACCCGAGCACGAAGUCGUGGACGAUACGAUGCGUCGUCGCGCCGAGGAGAUCCUGACUCAAAUCAUUCCCUUGUUCGACAUCGACAUCUACACAUACGGCGGCACAGGCGGCAGGAAAGUCCAAAGCUCCGACUCACUCCCCGAAGACCUCUUGGCAACCUUCCCGCGCGGACGACAAUGCACCGUCAAAAUUGGCGCGCAUCUAUUCUGGCACAUCGAUUUCGCCAUGCGAUGGCUCGAAGCAGGUGCGGGUCCACGGCUGGAGUUUUCGUACCAUGGACGGACGGCCCUGUCGUAUUACUUGUUCCAAUUCGCAACCACGCUCGUGCAUGAGCUCUUUCAUGUGCUCGAGACGGCGCACAAUGGACUCUCCCCGUAUACCGAGACGUUCUACGGCGAUUCUGCCCUGUCUGAAUGCGGGUACGUUGUUGAGGAUGCCAUAUUCGGUGGUUACCUGACGUCGUUGGACAUCAGCGCGCCGGAGACGACACGACUGGCAUUCUGCGCGGAGGCGAUGGAGAGGCAGCGUCGUGGACGGUCGAUCGGGAGCUCGACACCCAAGAUGAUGCUGGUCCCGUGGCCAUCGCAUACUUGCUUCCAGCACUACAAGCACGUCAAAUGCAAGUUCGGUGUGCGUCGAAACCACAUCGGACCUAUCGCCGAUGUGGUCGAGCGAGUAGACAUGAGUUUUGUGGAGCAGC